Trichomycterus rosablanca is the source of this 2757-nucleotide messenger RNA. RefSeq names its product Ras association domain family member 4a (gene rassf4a). Lineage: Eukaryota; Metazoa; Chordata; Actinopteri; Siluriformes; Trichomycteridae. The transcript has 13 exons. Bases 235 to 1200 code for a protein of 321 amino acids. Gene Ontology annotation, biological process: signal transduction. The record is from RefSeq and is a predicted model, not a curated record.
CCGGAGAUAAAUACAGGAGAAUACACAAACAACACAGAGCGGAACGCUGGUUUGUUAGUGCUGACCAGAAAUACCGUGUGGAAUAAAAGAAAAAAGGUACAAACUACGCAAAACAACCAGGAGUAUAGCGCCAGUGACGUCAACCAGGCGAGUCUGUGCAGAAUAGCAUUGGCAGAUGUGGCAGAAGUUCACAAAUUCUUUACUCAGCUGAAAGGUCAAUGAAAAGUUCCCACAAUGAAACCUGCUAAGACGACCUUUAUCAGACUGAACGGAGAAAAAAUAAUCACCAAGUCGGACCUUUUACCCGUUUUGAAAACGUAUAACUGUUACCAUGAAGGAAAGAGCUUUCAGCUUCGUCUCAGAGAGGAAGGUGAGGAGUUGAUCAUAGAAGGUUUACUCAACAUCUCCUGGGGACUGAGGAGACCAAUAAGAUUGCAAAUGCAAGAUGACACUGAGCGGUUCCACUUUGCAGAAUCAUGGAGGCCAGAGAACACAGUGAGAGAACACAGGAAUGAUAACAGUCAACAAUCUCCCACUCAGUUCUCAUUUGAGUCCAACAACAAUGACGUACCUGCACCAGCAAUACACGGUGUGGAUGACCUUGCAUCAGGUGAAGAAAGCCCCCAACUACCAAGAACAAGAAGUGAUGUUAGUUUCAUGAACGUUCAGAGAAGAUCCAAAUUGCGCAGUUCUGUAGAAUUACAGCGAAUUAAAAGACAUCGCUUCUCUAUCAAUGGUCACUUUUACAACUAUGAGACAUCAAUAUUCACUCCAGCUUAUGGAUCAGUGACGAAUGUUCGUGUGAACAGCUCAAUGACAACACAACAAGUGCUCAGUUUGUUACUGAAUAAGUUUCGGGUUGAGAAUGAUGCAGAUAAAUUUGCCCUCUAUUUCGUCCAUGAAUCAGGAGAGAGGAUGAAGAUUAAAGACAAUGAGUAUCCCUUGGUACUGCGUGUUCUGCAUGGACCAUGUGAAAAAAUCGCCAGGCUUUUUAUUAUGGAAAGGGAUCUUGGUGAAGAGAUUACCUAUGAUGUGGCACAAUACAUCAAGUUUGAAAUGCCGGUUUUGAACAGCUUCAUUAUAAAAUUAAGGGAAGAAGAGGAGAAAGAAAUUUCUAAAUUGACAGAAAGGUACAGUGUACUGAAGUCACUGAUGCUGCAGCAGCUUAAGGAUCUCUCUGACAGAGACCAUUGUGCAUAAGAUGAUUUUUAAAACUGUUUGUAACUGUAGACAUAGAAGCAGUAAAUUUUGUAAUUAAGUAAGGUAGUGGUAGCUUAGUGGUUACAAAGCUUAACCCGGCUUGCAUUGUAUUUUUUUCACAGUAUAAGUAUCUUUGUACAAUGAUGUAAAUGUAUCUGAUAUGACUUGCAAUACUCAGGAGACUCACAUACUAUUUUUUGGUGAUUUCAAACUACUGUCUAAAGCACUUUUAGCAUUUUUACAUUUAUUUUUAACUGAGUUAGCACAUUUCUGCAAACUAUAAUUAUUUUACACAAUGUUAAGCCUAUUUUAAUUAUUAUAAAUUAUUAGCUGGUGAAUGCAUUUACACUGGAGGGGAACUGGUAUUUUACCAGAUGUUUUUGUUUUUUAUUAUUCAUAAUUUAAGUGCAUUUAUUAACCUGCAAAAAUGCUGCCAUCCUCUCUAGGCAACCAGAGGCUGUGUCUGAAAGUGCAGAGGAAACAUAAAUAAUAUCAAAGUAAGAACAAACACAUUGGUGGUGUACUAAUGUUGCCCACUGUGUAGUACAGCAGUAUGUGAUUUGCAACACUAAAUACCACCUAUAAGAAUAGAAAAAAUGUAAGCUCUGCCCACAAUAACAAGGGUUCUUCAAAAUGUUUCCGCACUUUUUAAAACUCUAUUUAUUAAGAAUUUCAAAAACAAAUUAAAUUUCUUUUCUACAUAGUCACCUUCCAAUGCAUUUUCCCAGCAUCGUACCAACUCUUUAAUACCAUCAGCAAAAAUGUUUUUGGUUGACCGUGUAGCCACUGAUGCUUUCACAUCAUUAUCAUAUAAAAAUCUUCUUCCCCUUAAAGCUUCUUUGAGUGUCCAAAAAAGUGAAAAUCAGAUGGCGCUAAAUCCAGACUUUUCUUUAUCCAGAUUAAACACCUUUCCUGUACACUUUAAUAAAAUAAUCACUAAAACCACUAAGCUAUAUUAAAAAUAUGAGUCACUAUAUGGACAAAAGUAUUGGGACACCUCUUCUAAUUUUUGAAUUCAUGUGUUUCAGCCACAACAAUUGCUAACAGGUAUAAUAAAUGUAUUAUAUAAAGACAAUUAUUUGCUUCCAACUUUGUGGCAACAGUUUAGGGAAGACUGUGUCUUUAAAGUAGGCUGUGUCUCUAUAAACAUGAACAAAAACCUGGAUUAAAGAAACUUGAAGGUUUGACCUCAGCCCAACUGAACAGUUUUGGAAUGAACUGGAACAUCAGUUGAGGCUUUCUUGAAGAACAUCAGUGCCCAGGCAUGCAAACACUCUUUUGACUGAAUGGGCACAACUUCCCACAGACAUACAUUAGUCUUGUGAGAAGCCCUCUCAGAAGAGUAGCUUUUGUUGUAGCUGAAACGAUCACACAGAGGUCAUUUUAUUGUAAAACGAUGUUGUUUUAAAACAGGAUGACCAACAAUCAUGAUCAGGUUUGUUUGUUUGUUUAUUACAAACAAAGUGCCAGGUCGCCAUUGUAAAUAAGAAUUCGUUCUUAAUGACUUGCCUGGUUAAAUUAAAGUUUAAAUAAAAUAAAAAAUUAUUAGGAUUUUAA